Molecule: messenger RNA, 1086 nt
Organism: Dictyostelium purpureum
Lineage: Eukaryota; Evosea; Eumycetozoa; Dictyosteliales; Dictyosteliaceae
Exons: 1
Source: RefSeq, a predicted model, not a curated record
CCUAAUACAAUUACUACCCUCUCAAUGGGUUAUGAUUUUAAUCAAGUAAUUCUACCCGGCACAUUUCCAAAUAGUCUCAAAACACUCACAUUCGGUGAUGAAUUUGACCAAAAAGUUCCACAGGGGACAUUACCAAAUAGUCUCACAACACUCAAAUUCGGUUAUGGUUUUGACCAAGAAAUUCUACCCGGCUCAUUACCAAACAGUCUCACAACACUCACAUUCGGCCAUCGUUUUAAUCAAGAGAUUCUACCCGGCACAUUACCAAAAAGUCUCACAACACUCACACUCGGUUAUUAUUUUAACCAAGUAGUUCUACCCAGCACAAUACCAAAUAGUCUCAAAACACUCACAUUCAGUCAUGCUUUUAACCAGAAAGUUUCACCCGGCUCAUUACCAAAUAGUCUCACAACACUCACUUUCGGUCAUAAUUUUGACCAAGAAGUUUCACCUGGCUCAUUACCAAAUAAUCUUACAACACUCACAUUCGGUGGUGGUUUUAACCAAGUAGUUCUACCUAGCACAUUACCAAACAGUCUCAAAACACUCAUAUUCGGUCGUAGUUUUAACCAAGUAAUUCUACCCGACACAUUACCAAAUAGUCUCAAAACACUCACAUUCGGUUUUGGUUUUGACCAAGUAAUUAAACCCAGCACAUUACCGAAUAGUCUCACAACACUCACAUUCGGUUUUGGUUUUAACCAAGUUAUCAAACCCAGCUCGUUACCAAAUAGUCUCAAAACACUCACAUUUGGUGAUGGUUUUUACCAAGUAGUUCCACCUGGCACAUUACCAGAUAGUCUCACAACACUCACAUUCGGUGAUGGUUUUAACCGAGUAGUUUCACCCGGCACAUUGCCAAAUAGUCUUAAAACACUCACAUUCGGUGAUUAUUUUAACCAAGUAGUUCUACCCGACACAUUACCAAAUAGUCUUAAAACACUCACAUUUGGUAAUGAUUUUAACCAAAUAGUUCUACCCGGCACAUUACCAAAUAGUCUUACAACACUCAAAUUCGGUGGUUGUUUUGACCAAGUAGUUCCACCUGGGACAUUUCCAAAUAGUCUAACAACACUCACAUUCGGG